This is a messenger RNA of Panicum hallii, 4665 nucleotides long. RefSeq lists its product as uncharacterized. The record is from RefSeq and is a predicted model, not a curated record. Gene Ontology annotation, biological process: clathrin-dependent endocytosis; clathrin coat disassembly. Bases 197 to 4453 code for a protein of 1418 amino acids. NCBI's taxonomy places the organism in Eukaryota, Viridiplantae, Streptophyta, Magnoliopsida, Poales, Poaceae. The transcript has 8 exons. Gene Ontology annotation, molecular function: clathrin binding. Gene Ontology annotation, cellular component: intracellular membrane-bounded organelle; cytoplasm; vesicle.
CCACGACUCCCGAGUAAAGACCUGCCUGCACCCCUGCGCUCGCCUCCCACUCCCCGACCUCCGGCUCCUGUCCUUCAUUCCUCGCCCGCCUUCUCCUCUUCCCCCAAACCCAAACCCCUAGCGCGCGCCGGGAAGGUGGAGCGGGAGGCGGCGGUGGAACCCUAGCGCGCGCGUGGCGGUUGCGGCAGCGGCGGCCAUGGACGCGGCGCGGAGGGAGAGGAGGCACCACCGGAAGGCCGCCGCGGCUGCUGCUGCUGCUGCGGGGGUUGGCGGUGGCGCCGGCGGGGGAGGAGGAGCGGCGGCGGCGGCGGCCGCGCGGGCGGCGUACGGGGACGUGUUCGGGGGCCCGCCGCGCUUCGCGGCGCCGUUCGGGGGCGCGCCGCUGGACUACGCCGAGGUGUUCGGGGGCGUCGCGGCCACGUGCACCAUCCCGUACCUCGACCUGCCGCCCGCGGCCGCCGUCGGCGAGGACGGCGGCUUCUUCGCCUGCCGCGGGAAGGGGGACUACGGGGAGAUCUUCGGCCGCUUCGACUUCGCCGACUUCGCGCUGCCGUACGAGGACCUCUUCGGCGGGCCGGACCCCCCUGAGCCGGAGAGGGAGCCGGAGAUCACGUCGCCGUCGAGCUCGAGCUCCAGAUCAUCGAUCAUAAAGGAAUCCAGCCACCUGGAGGAUGAGCCUCCUAUGCUUUCUCAACAUUAUCAAAAUCUGGAUCAUCAUCAUCACUUCAACGACCAUAAGUUUUCUCCAGUAUCCUUCUCUCCGGAGACGGGAACUCAGCAGUUUGUAAUGUCAUAUAACAAGACUACUGAGAGGAGACCUAAUGAUUUAAUUGAGAUGACGACCUGCACAGUUGAACCUUCGGUGGACUUUGUGAUUGAUUCUCGCAAUUUGUCGCAUGGUCCAGCAACAAAUCAUGUUUCAAGAAUUGACAAUGGCACAAUGCUCAAUGACGAUAAUGACAAGAACCCAAGCUCUGCUAGCGCGAGUGCGAAAAGUCCGGAGAGUGAUUUUGUAGUUGAUCAGAAGCAGCCAAGUCCAUCUUGGACACCAAUUUCUGGAAGUAUUUCUGUAAAUGAAAACCACAAGAACUCUGAUAGUCAUUCAACACGCAGUACUGUCACACCGGAUUAUGCAUUUCUUCGGGUAUCUGACACUGAUGCACAGAUACAGUCAAUCAAAGUACAGCCACUGUUGAGGCAACAACCUAAACUGCUCAACAAGAAGGAAAGUGCAGCUAAAGGAGGUAUCACUCCAACUUCUGCUGCACAUACCAGUUCAAAUAGCAACAUGCCUCAUGCUGACAAGAAAUCUGAUGCCAAUCCCACUUCUGCUUCAGCUGCUAUGAAGGAGGCAAUGGAUUUUGCUGAAGCUAGGUUAAAGGCUGCAAAGGAAUUGUUAGAGAGAAAAGGUGACAAUUUUAAAUUGCGGAAGAAGUCAUGUCACCAUAGAAGCACGAGGUCUACAGAAAUCAAGGCUCCUGUAUCUGUAGAGUUGGAUACAUCCGAACAAAAACUGUCUGUGAAAAAGUUAUCGGAAGAAGAAAAGAACCCUGAUGAUUCUUUGUCUGACAAGCAUAAAAGCCCAAGUGCAGUCAGGUUUGAUCAUGUUGAUGAUAAUGGAAGCAGGGUACUUCCACUGAAGAAGCCUCAGCAGAUGAUGCAAUGCUCCACUGAGUAUUGUCAAACCUCCAAUAAACUAGAGAAAUUAGGCAUGUGGAAGUCAGGUAAUGACUUUUUUGAGCUAACUGGAGAUGAUCAGAAAUGCAAAACUGAUGAAGCCACAAGGGAGGGUGAUAAAUGCGAGCGAAUUAAUCCCAUUACUACUGCCAUCAAUGAUCAUAGUGAAACUGAACUGAGCGCAGCAGAUUCUGACUUGGCAAGGUAUGAAAAACUUUGGGAGGUUAAUGAUGGCAGGAAUCUGGGGGUGGAACAUGUAAAUCUGAGAGAGGGCAAGACGGCUCCAGUGGACAAAGAUAGGGUGUCCGUGAUUUUAGAACCUUCUAUGGAAAAUAUGGCACACCGAAAAACUCAUAAUUCAAUUAGCGAGGGACUUGUAACACAGGAAAUUGCUAAGGAAAGCCAUGAUACCGAUGAGUUUCUUGAUCUUCCUUCUACGAGUGAUGCCUCCACAAAGCUGGAUAUCAUCAAGGAUAUGCCAGGUUCAUUACCAGAGGCUUGCUCAUCAGGAAAUGCCAGCGAUUUUAGAGGCCUUGGUAAUAGUAUCCCAAAAGUAAGUCCAGUAGCAGGAACAUCACAGGAGGACACAAACAGUAAAGUGGAAGAAGUACCAUGCAAUGACGGGAUGCCAUGCACUUCUGGAAGUGAUGAAAAAUUACAGGAACCCUCAGAUGUAUCUAAUGUUGCUACUUCGCAGGGAAGUAACAUUAAAUCAUUGAUUUUAGAAGAACUUAAAGAAUCUGAUGCAUGUGAUACCUUCUUGAGACCGAGAUCGAGUAAAAUCGAGCAGGAAGCUGAAACUUAUGGAAGAGAAAAAUUCAGUUUUAUUGGUGGAUCACUCUUGCAUAACAAAGGUGCUAAGAUAAAUGAAGUACUUCCUGAGGAAGUCAAAAUUGAGGAGGAAGUUAGUCCAUGUACACACCCUGAAGAAAUAGUUGUGGAUCUGGAUGCCGAGUGUCCUGAAGAUGAGAAUGAUAUUAUUCUACAAAACGAUAGUUUUGCAGACAGAGAAGAACCAAACAUGCUGAAUGUAUUUGAGGUAGCUAGCAAUUUGAUUAAAAGAGAAUUGGAUCAAGAAAUGCAUGGAUCAUUUGGUCAUGGUGAAGCGGAGAAAGUGGAAGAAGGAAUGGAUGGACUCGUCUCUCAUGUUAAUGAUAAAGAAGCAGAUGAAACCCCAUUAGCAAAUAGUGACAGGAUGGGUAGUGAAGAAGGAUCUGCUCCUUGUAACCAGGAGGACCAGAAGUCACCUGAAAGUACCAACAGAGGACGAAAUGAUCUAGAUGCAAAGUGUGAUACAACUUGUGAUGAAGUUGGAUCUGAAUCCUUUCCAGGAGAUGAAGUUAUCCUCAAAGCUGCAAGUUAUAGUGCCACCAGAACAACUAUCAAUUUGAAGGAGGAGCCGGCUUCCUCUUCAGAAAUGUAUACUCGCAAGCAGCACUCGGUGCAAAACGAUAACUCUACUAUGUCUCAGACAUCUUGUAGUGUUCCUGAUUUUGGAGAAACUGGAGAGAUUUCCAACAGAAGAGAAAGAGAAUUACCAACACAAAGGUCUACAAGUGAAGAGAAGAGCAGGGCAAGCAAAUUUGAAGAAAAAGACACUACAGCAAGGAUAUCAAAGGCAGAGCAUGGGCCGUCUCCCUUGGAAACGUUGCAUGAUCUAACCAAAUCUGCUGAAGGUCCCUUACCAGUUUCAGCAGAAACAUGGAAAACAGACGCACUUGGAGUUCAGAGGGCCAAAGAGAGGGAGAAUAUAACAAGAGCAGAUAAUACAACUGAAAAGGAUAAUGGGUCUUCUCGGAAAACACAAGAAACAAAAGAAAGUGAAAGGAGAUUGCAGAAAGAAAGAGAACUUGCCGAAGAGAAGGAAAGACGAAAAUUGGAAGAGGAGGAAAGGGAAAGGGAACGGAAAAAGGAUAGACUUGCUGUUGAAAGAGCGACAAGAGAAGCGCACGAGAGAGCAUUUGCUGAGGCUCGUGAAAAGGCAGAAAAAAUGGCUCAGGAAAGGAUUACUGCUGCACGGCAACGAGCAUCUGCAGAAGCCAGAGAGAAAGAAGAGAGAGCAAGUGCUGAAGCAGCUGUUGAAAGGGCUACUAGAGAAGCUAGGAUAAAAGCAGAACGUGCGGCAGUUGAGCGAGCAACUACAGAAGCUCGGGAGCGGGCAAUAGAAAAGGCAAAGGCUGAGAAGGCUCUUGCAGAAGCAAGAGAACGGAGGGAACGGUACAGAUCCUCUUUCAAAGAGGGUUUUAAGUCAACCAAUCAGGAUAUUCGACAAGAGUCGCAGUUUCAGAGGGCAACUUCCAGUAAUUUCAGUAGAAACCCAGAUUCCGGCAACAGAGUGGUUGAGGUUGAGUCGGCUUUAAGACAUAAAGCAAGACUAGAGAGGCAUCAACGCACAGCUGAGCGUGUGACAAAAGCACUUGCUGAGAAGAACAUGCGGGACGUGCUAGCUCAAAGAGAGCAAGCAGAGAAACAUAGGUUGUCUGAGUUCCUGGAUCCUGAGAUUAAGAGAUGGUCAAAUGGAAAGGAAGGAAAUCUGAGGGCCUUGCUGUCCACAUUGCAAUACAUUCUUGGUGCCGAUAGUGGCUGGCAACCGGUGCCACUUACAGAUCUGAUUACAGCUGUUGCUGUGAAGAAAGCUUACAGGAAGGCAACCCUCUGUGUCCAUCCAGAUAAAUUACAACAAAGGGGUGCUACAAUCAGACAGAAAUACAUCUGUGAGAAGGUUUUUGACCUUCUUAAGGAUGCUUGGAACAAGUUCACUUCGGAGGAGCGCUAGGAUGGAAGCUAAGCUGCGGUUUAUUUUGAGGCAGGAGAUUCAUUAGUACUUAUAAUAUAGCGAUAUCGUUAGUUUCUUCAUUCAAUAUUGAUGUAAAUAUGCAGUUCUAGCUCUACAUAUCCAUGUCAGGAACAGCGCCAAUGCUGCAGGCUAUUAACCUUUGACUCAAAUCAGUUCAGUAGAAGAGCUCCAUUGCUCCUAGUCUUAUGGCA